AUGUUUAUGUUUUCUCUUCCUUUCUCAAAGAAAGUUCUUCUUUUUUUUUUCCUUUUUCUUGAAAAAAUAUGGGUAAUGUGACGUCAAACAUGGCGGCUAAGUUCGCUUUCUUCCCACCGCCACCAACAUACGACGUUAGUAAAAACGAGGAGACCGGAAUGCUUAUGUUCACCGGGAUUACCCCGGAGAAAAGCAUGGAUGUUCAUCAGCUCACCACCAAAUCCGGUAACAAAGUCAUUGCCACGUUUUGGAAACACCCUUUUGCUAGAUUCACUAUUCUUUAUUCACAUGGCAAUGCCGCGGAUCUUGGCCUAUUGGUUGAUCUCUUUAUCGAGCUUCGGAUUCAUCUCCGCGUCAACAUUAUGAGCUAUGAUUAUUCAGGCUAUGGAGUUUCAACUGGCAAGCCAACUGAGCGCAAUACGUAUUACGAUAUUGAGGCUGUGUACAAUUGCUUAAGGAGCGAGUACGAUGUCAAGCAAGAGGAAUUGAUUCUGUAUGGUCAAUCUGUUGGAAGCGGACCAACGUUGCACUUAGCAUCUCGGUUGAGGAGACUAAGAGCGGUUGUUCUUCAUAGCGGAAUUCUCUCUGGCCUUAGAGUUCUGUAUCCUGUAAAAAUGACAUUCUGGUUCGAUAUGUACAAAAACAUUGACAAGAUACGCCUUGUGACAUGCCCUGUUCUUGUCAUACAUGGAGCAAAAGAUGAUAUUGUCGACAUUUCACACGGGAAGCGAUUGUGGGAACUUGCAAAGAACAAGUAUGAUCCGUUGUGGGUUAAAGGAGGAGGGCAUUGCAACUUGGAGACAUACCCUGAGUACAUCAAGCACAUGCGAAAGUUCAUAAACGCAAUGGAGAAACUACUUCUCAACAAUCCGCCAAACCAACAACAAAACGAUGAUCCAAGCAUCAAGAAAACUAAGCAAAAUUGCUGCUUCAGAUUCAAGAAAAGCUAGAGCUGGAUUAUGAAGAAAAGACGACAAGACAAUUGCGAACAAGACAUCAUCUUUGACUCUUUGUAGGAUUUAGCCUUGUAAAAAUCCCAAAUAUUUGGAAAUUUCCAAACAACAAUACUUUAUCAUUUACUUGUAGUUGAAGCAACAAUACAAAGAAGCUCCAAACUUUUUCCCGACGCAUUCAUAUCAACAGAAAAAGGAAAGAUCUGAAUGCGUAAUCCCGAAACAGAAACAACAACGAACAUACUAAAACAGAGAAAGAGCCAAAAGUCGAUAAUACUUA
Messenger RNA from Capsella rubella, 1233 nucleotides. Its product is annotated as protein ABHD17C. Lineage: Eukaryota; Viridiplantae; Streptophyta; Magnoliopsida; Brassicales; Brassicaceae. The record is from RefSeq and is a predicted model, not a curated record. The transcript has 6 exons. Bases 69 to 950 code for a protein of 293 amino acids.